Fopius arisanus is the source of this 1366-nucleotide messenger RNA. Its product is annotated as phosducin-like protein. Gene Ontology annotation, biological process: regulation of G protein-coupled receptor signaling pathway. The transcript has 3 exons. The coding region runs from base 191 to 1027 and encodes 278 amino acids. Lineage: Eukaryota; Metazoa; Arthropoda; Insecta; Hymenoptera; Braconidae. The record is from RefSeq and is a predicted model, not a curated record.
AGCCACCACAUGUGUGUAAUAUGUCAACGUGUUUACAAGCAACACCGCUAACCAUUUCCUUCAUACAUUUUAUUAGGCUAAAUCAAUUAGAUCAAUCAAACUCCAUGUGAGUCAGAAAGUUGCGUGAAAAUAGUGGUGAGGUUGUAUGUGACAAUUAAUAAUUACCACGUGAAGUACCGUUGAAGGAAUAAUGGCAACGUUGGAGGACAAGAUUUUGGGGGAGAAAAAUGAGUAUUACUGUAGUUCGGGUGAGGAAGAAGGUAAUGAUUCUGGGGAUUCUGAUAAGGAGGAGGCAGUUUGUGUCAAGGAAGAAACCAGUAGGACAGUGGAAUUGGAUACAUGGGAUGGUACAUCCAGUAAUACCGGUCCUAAAGGGGUCAUUAGGGAUUGGCAACGAUUCAAACAAUUAGAAGCUGAAAAGCGUAAAGAGCAAGAUCGAGAACGUGUGGAGCUGAUGAAGAAGUUGACCCUCACUUGUACAAGUACUCUCGACGAUGAGAAAGAAAAACUCCAGGAAAAUGACCCAGAGCUAUCGGAGCUUCUGGAUGAUGACUUCCUUCUGGAGUAUCAACGACAGAGGAUGACGGAAAUGCUAGCUCAAGCCACGAAGUUGCAGUUUGGGGAAUUGAUAAAUCUAGCCAAUGGCGAUGACUUCCUGAAAGCAAUUGAUGACGAGGACAAAGCCGUCACUGUGGUGGUUCAUAUCUACGAGAAAAAGGCGCCUGGGUGUGAUGCCAUGAAUGGUUGCUUGAUAACACUAGCUCAGGAGUAUUCGUACGUCAAAUUUUGUAAAAUUCUCGGUUCCGCUGCAGGGCUGAGUAAGCACUUUAAAAAGUCGGGAGUGCCAGCUCUCCUAAUAUAUAAGAAUGGUCAGGUGAUCGGCAACUUCGUGCGAGUGACCGAGACGUUGGGGACCGACUUCUAUGCGUCGGACGUCGAGGGCUUUCUCUUGGAGCACGGGAUAAUAAAUGACAAGAACAAUGUUCCCAAAAUCAUCUCCAACUCUAACAAUGAUGACAGCGAUUGACGCGGCAGAACCCGAACCUUUCGAUCUCAAAGUAGUGAAUACAUAGAAAAACCUAGGGCAAAAUGGAUGUCAGAAAUGUCUUUAAACACUCAUACAAGUCGAAUAUCUCCAAAUCUAAGAGGGCGCCCAUAAUUUUUAUAAAUACCAUUUUUAAAGCUGCAAUCCUGCCCUACAAAAGAGGUCGCAACAAAAAUUUAACUGAAUUCACUGGUUAUCCUCUAUCUUUUUUUCACUUAAUUGACUAGAAUUAGGACAAAAACACCUGUCUUCAAGGAGAAAAAAUGAUUUCAUUUAAUCAACGAUUGCAUCAAAUUUUAAUAUUAAAAAAGGUUCAGAGUC